UCAUCAUCAUCCCGCAGCGAGCAGCUCUCAUCCUCCUCUCCCCACCAUCGGCACUCGCCACUCUCAUUCCUUUCUCAUUUCCAUUCGCCUCCGCCUCACUCCGAAGGUUUUCUUUUUUCAUUCUAAGGAGGAUCACUUUGGAUUAGCACAGCAAUUUUAUGAUGCACUUUGCCAGGGUGUAGCGCUAUUGCCGGAGGAGGAGUCAUUAUUUCAUCAGCUUUUCACCGUGCCAAAGUAUGAGGCUCUGAUCUGCCACUGAAACCGAGGUUUCCCUGAGCUACAUACAAGAUGUCCACCAUGGUGUAUCCGCGGGAAGAGAAGCUCGAGAAGCUCUCUCAAGAGGAGAUCAUCUCUAACACAAAGCUGGUGAUCCAGGGUCUGGAGGCCCUGAAGAAUGAGCACAACUCCAUCCUCCACAGCCUCCUGGAGACCAUCAAGUGCCUAAAGAAGGAUGAGGAGGCAAACCUGGUGCACGAGAAGUCCAAUCUGCUCCGCAAGUCAGUGGAGAUGAUUGAACUGGGCCUGGGAGAAGCACAGGUCAUGAUGGCCCUGUCCAACCACCUGAACGCAGUGGAGUCAGAGAAGCAGAAGCUGCGUGCCCAGGUGAGGAGGCUCUGCCAGGAAAACCAGUGGCUGCGGGACGAGCUGGCCAACACCCAGCAGAAGCUGCAGAAGAGUGAGCAGAGCGUGGCCCAGCUGGAGGAGGAGAAGAAGCACCUGGAGUUCAUGAAUCAGCUCAAGAAAUAUGAUGAAGACGUCUCACCCACUCAGGAGGAGAAGGACCGAGAAACACCGAAGGACUCCCUGGACGACCUUUUCCCCAAUGAUGAGGAAGAGCAUGGCCAAGGAAUGCAGCACCAACACAACAGUGCAGCGGUGGCUGCGGCCCAGCAGGGAGGCUAUGAGAUCCCAGCCCGCCUGAGGACCCUGCACAACCUGGUGAUCCAGUAUGCCUCCCAGGGCAGGUACGAGGUGGCCGUCCCCCUCUGCAAGCAGGCUUUGGAGGAUUUGGAGAAGACUUCUGGACACGACCACCCCGACGUGGCCACCAUGCUCAACAUCCUGGCUUUGGUCUAUAGGGAUCAGAACAAAUACAAAGAGGCCGCCCAUCUGCUCAAUGAUGCUCUGUCCAUCCGUGAGAAAACCCUGGGCAAAGACCAUCCCGCUGUUGCUGCAACGCUGAACAAUCUGGCUGUGCUGUAUGGAAAGAGGGGAAAGUACAAGGAGGCCGAGCCUCUGUGUAAGAGAGCUCUGGAGAUCAGAGAAAAGGUCCUGGGGAAGGACCACCCAGACGUGGCCAAACAGCUGAACAACCUGGCUCUGCUUUGCCAGAACCAGGGCAAGUAUGAGGAGGUGGAGUACUACUACUGCCGCGCCCUGGAGAUCUAUGAGAGCAGGCUCGGCCCAGAUGAUCCCAAUGUGGCCAAAACCAAGAACAACCUGGCGUCCUGCUUUCUUAAACAGGGGAAAUACAAGGAGGCUGAGAUUCUGUACAAAGAGAUUCUGACUCGUGCUCAUGAGAAAGAGUUUGGAUCUGUUGAUGCCGAAAACAAGCCCAUCUGGAUGCAUGCAGAGGAAAGAGAGGAGAUGAGCAAGGGCAAGCACAGAGACAACACUCCAUACGGGGAGUACGGAGGCUGGUACAAGGCCUGCAAAGUCAACAGCCCUACAGUGAACACCACCCUGAGGAACCUGGGGGCCCUGUACCGCCGACAGGGCAAGCUAGAGGCUGCCGAGACCCUGGAAGAGUGCGCCGUGAGGUCUCGCAAGCAGAGCAACACAGGCAUUGACCCCAUCCACCAGACACGUGUGGUGGAGAUCCUGAAGGAUACAGACGGUGACAGGCGGAGGAGCAGGGACAGCCUGAGCAGCGUUAAGUAUGAGAGCGGCUCUGAGACCGGCGAGGAAGUGAGUAUGGGCGUGGAGUGGAAUGGGGACGGCAGCGGAGCCCUUCAGCGCAGCGGCUCUCUGGGGAAGCUCAGGGACGUUCUACGUCGCAGCAGCGAGCUGCUGGUGAAGAAACUGCAGGGCAACGGCCCACCUGAACCUCGCAACACCAACAUGAAGCGAGCUGCUUCCUUGAAUUACCUGAACAAAACCAGCGAUGACUCGUUUCAGACUCGGGGAGGCAGUAACUUCAGGGAGAGCCGGGGCCUGAGCUCCAGCACUGUGGAUCUCUACACUGGAAACUGAGCAGCAGGCGGUCUAUCUGCUGAUCUGCUCACCGACCCAAAGAGGCUCCUUCCUUCGGCUCCUUCUCUGAACUAUACCCAUCACCAACAACACUACCAGACAGCCUCCCACACACCCUCCCUCUGCCUGUCAGCAUCUGACCCAAAGACUUUGCUGGUCAUCACUACAUAUACGUUAUAACUGGUGUGUCUUUUCCAGUUUGUUUUUAAAUCCAGUUUGUUGCUUUUUUGGUCUUCCAGAGACACAUUGCUGUAAUUUUCCCUAAUCGUGUUCCUAACUUCAGUGUCGCCUCAGUGCCUCCUAAAUGUGGCCAAGGAAACAUACCUCAUGUCCUCCCCCUUAUUCUUAAAUCACUGUGACUCUGCACUUUCACAUCAUCUGUUGCCAUAAUGCCGCCUGUUUUGGUGUAUUUCUCCUGAUGUGGUUUUAAUUUGUUUGUGCUCCUCAGAUGUUUUGUGUCUUCCUUUGCCAUUCAUCAGUUUAUUAGUGCACACUAGAAAAAGAGUCUUUGUAGAUUUCUGUUUUCUCCAAAAAUAUAAAUAUGUCUGUUGGGUUUGAAAUGACAUGAUGUAAAGUUGAUAUGAUUACACUGUUAAAAAACAAAAAACAAAAAUCAUUUUAUUUUCAUUUUAAUGAUUUUGCCUGUUGAGAUUUAUCUGCAAUGUGAGGUGUUGGUCAAAGCUUUGGCAAACAGGGUGAAAUGUUUCUUACUGACAUGAGCCGAGUCAUGUAACCUGUUAGGUAUAACUUUUUGUUCAUACACAGUCUUGGAAAACUAUUAGAAAUUGAAAUGGCUGCUGCUUUAACCUCCAUAGCUUUGAGAUCCAAGUGUGUUUUCCUGCACUUGUUUUUCUUCCAUUGCAGAGCAAACACAUGAGACGUUCAUGGUCUCAGAGUGCUGACAAACACAACCACGAAAAUGUUCAACUUUUUCGAUUGUAUAUAAAAAAUUGAUGAGGCUGAACUGGGUUGCUUAAUUAAUCCUGGACAUCCUGAAUGAUCUCUGGUGCCAUGCAGGACUCACCCGCAGGCUGGCUGUGUCUAUGUGACAGCCCACCUCUGCAGGUUUGAGCUGCCAACUGUGAGCACAUUAUCAUAUAAUGUUUACAGUGAUUAGAGUUUUUGAUACGUGUCUAGAUAUGUGAUGAUGAUAGAUUUUUGCACAAGUGUCAGAUGGGUGUCCUCUGUCUUUGAUUGCAUUUUAGUGAAGCUCAAAAGAACUGGAAUGUCUUGUAAUUAAUUUUUCUGAUUUUCCUUUUCCCCGUGUUUAAUGUGUUCUUCCUUUCAUCAUUUGUAAUAAAUGUAUAAAAUAGAAUCUGAUCAAGAGUUCAUGAAUCGUAGAAUUCAUCAGUAAGCUAGCGGGGAUAGAGUUGAAUGUCGUUGAAAGAAAUGAAUGUGAAUCUGUUUGGAUUUGAUUUUUAAACGAUCCCAUAUGUCAUAUGAUAGCAAAUUGGAACCACUUUCUGAUCUUGAUUCAGAAAUAAAACCAACAAUUUUCUAUUCA
Epinephelus lanceolatus (giant grouper) is the source of this 3697-nucleotide messenger RNA. Lineage: Eukaryota; Metazoa; Chordata; Actinopteri; Perciformes; Serranidae. The record is from RefSeq and is a predicted model, not a curated record.